This is a messenger RNA of Danio aesculapii, 1348 nucleotides long. It is a transcript of the gene henmt1, whose product is annotated as HEN methyltransferase 1. Bases 48 to 1256 code for a protein of 402 amino acids. Gene Ontology annotation, molecular function: O-methyltransferase activity; RNA methyltransferase activity. NCBI's taxonomy places the organism in Eukaryota, Metazoa, Chordata, Actinopteri, Cypriniformes, Danionidae. The record is from RefSeq and is a predicted model, not a curated record. Gene Ontology annotation, cellular component: cytoplasm; nucleus. The transcript is spliced from 6 exons. Gene Ontology annotation, biological process: RNA methylation; piRNA processing; siRNA processing.
UCGAGCAUGUGUUUAACGAGCACCAGCAGACCUGACCAACACUCAGAAUGACCACCACACCGUUUUCUCCACCGCUGUACAUGCAGCGAUACCAGUUUGUUAUCGAUUAUGUGAAAACCUACCGACCGAGAAAGGUCAUCGAUUUCGGAUGCGCCGAAUGUUGCUUACUGAAAAAGCUCAAGUUUCAUCGCAACUGCAUACAGUUAUUAGUGGGAGUUGACAUAAACAGUGUCGUCCUCCUGAAAAGAAUGCAUACAUUGGCUCCACUGGUGAGUGAUUACCUUCAGCCAAGCGAUGGCCCUUUAACCAUCGAGUUGUACCAAGGGUCUGUAAUGGAGAGAGAGCCGUGCACCAAAGGAUUUGAUCUUGUGACAUGUGUUGAGUUGAUCGAACAUCUGGAGUUGGAGGACGUGGAGAGGUUUUCAGAGGUGGUGUUCGGCUACAUGGCUCCCGGUGCUGUGAUUGUCAGCACACCAAAUGCAGAGUUCAAUCCGCUGCUGCCGGGCCUGAGAGGCUUUAGAAACUACGAUCAUAAGUUUGAAUGGACCAGAGCAGAGUUUCAGACCUGGGCUCAUAGAGUUUGUAGAGAACAUGGUUACUCCGUGCAAUUCACUGGAGUUGGAGAAGCAACUAGCCACUGGAGAGAUGUGGGAUUUUGCACCCAGAUUGCAGUGUUCCAGAGAAAUUUUGGUGGAGUCAAUCAGUCCAUGAGCAAUGGCGAACACUUGGAACCUUCAGUGUACAGAUUGUUAUACAGGGUGGUGUAUCCGAGCCUUUGCGAUAACAACAUCUACCAGAAGACUUUGAUUAAUGAGGUCCUGUAUGAGGCUCAACACCUGAGGCAGCAAUGGCUCAUGAGAGAGAAGAUGAACAACAAUGUGCAUUUCUACACUCCUCCAAUAAUGGAAGCAUUGCAUUAUGAUGCCGAAGGGAAUGCAUGUGAGCAGCAGCCUGUCUACCAGCAGGGUGGCAUCAUCUGCGUCCCGUUGGCCCGUGUCUGGUCCUGUCCCAGGGUCCGAGCUCUGUGCGGGAGCCUGCAGCGUCUCAGAGAGGAACUGCUGGAGGAUGAGCGGGUGAGGAUCAGCGCUGAUGGAAGUGCACUAAACCUGCCUGCUGAUGAUGACGAUGAUGAUGUGGAAGAGGAGGAGGAAGAAGAGGAGGAGGAGAACCAGCAGAAUGUCAAAGCAGCACCAGGUGCAGUUAACAACACAGAGGAGGACUGGGAUAGAGAGCUUGGGAGUUAUGGAGAUGAAUAACAAAUCAGGAAAGCUCUGUAAGCAAAAUAAAAGAAAUGUGUGAUUGACUGAGAUGUUCUUGAAAAGACAAUAAUCAGUAAACAUAUCAUUAA